Mesorhabditis spiculigera is the source of this 957-nucleotide messenger RNA. Lineage: Eukaryota; Metazoa; Nematoda; Chromadorea; Rhabditida; Rhabditidae. The record is from the annotation of a GenBank genome assembly.
AUGGAGGAGGGCCCAGCCUGGCCCGGCUACCCUCCGGCGAUUCCUGUAAUUCCUUCCACAUGCAGUGGCAUGCUCCACCGACGCCUCAAUACUCAGCCGCCGGGCAACGAAGAUCCGUAUCGACUGAAUUUCGAUAACUACCGCAAGCAUUAUGACGCUCUUGAUGAGAGCGAAGAAGCUAAGAAACGACGUCUUCGUACUAACUUCACUGAAGAGCAAUCCUUAAUACUUGAAAAGGCUUUCUUGGCUUCUCACUAUCCCGACCAAAAUUCGAAGCGUGCUAUGGCGAUCAACUUGGAGAUCCCCGAGGACAGGAUUACGGUUUGGUUCCAAAAUCGACGUGCUAAAUGGAGACGCAAGGAAAUCAAGGAUAAAGACGGUUACCGACGCUAUCACACUGUUGGCUAUCACCCGGAUCUCCCGUUAGCUUAUCCUUUCGGGACCUAUCAAGAUCUACAGGAAAUGCAAAUGCAGCAGCAAAUGCGGCAACAUCAGCCCCCUAUGCAUCAUCAUGAAAUGCCGCCACCGGCUCAAUCUCAUGAGCAGCACUUACAUGAGCAGCAGAUGGCGCAACAUCCACCGGAAUUGGAGCCCGAGUUGCCGGAUCAACCUCCGGCGCUACAGGCCGAGGCUCCUGUUCAGGAGAUAAAUGAGCAUGAGGCCAGACAAGCGCAUCAUCUUCAACAAGCUCAUCCGGCGCCAAUAUUCGAUCAUCACGUGCUUAACCUGGCGGCACUCCAAACAAAUCCCAACCCGCCGGUCCAUCUCUACGCACCUUGUGUAGCUGUAAUGGAAUCAUUGCAUCCAAAUUCCCACCAACUCCCCACUCAUCUUGAAGACAUGGCCUCAACUUCAUCAAGCCACCAAACAAGCGUUACAACCCAACACCAAAUGCUGCAAAGUUAUUGCCCCCUCACCAAUGAGAACCUGACUUAUGCAUAUUUUCCACCACCCUUA